This is a messenger RNA of Dama dama (fallow deer), 1113 nucleotides long. RefSeq names its product prohibitin 1 (gene PHB1). The record is from RefSeq and is a predicted model, not a curated record. The transcript has 8 exons. Gene Ontology annotation, cellular component: membrane; mitochondrion. Gene Ontology annotation, biological process: mitochondrion organization. The coding region runs from base 161 to 979 and encodes 272 amino acids. Lineage: Eukaryota; Metazoa; Chordata; Mammalia; Artiodactyla; Cervidae.
AAUCUGUGGCUGGGGAAUUCAUGUGGAGGUCAGAGUGGAAGCAGUUUCCUCAUCUGUGUAGUCCUCUACUUCAUAGGGGUUGAUGUGAAGAUUAAAUACACAAAUUGCUGUUAGAAGACUGCCUAUUGUGAAGGUGUGAGUGGGUCCAGCCAAAGGAGACAUGGCUGCCAAAGUGUUUGAGUCCAUUGGCAAGUUUGGUCUUGCCUUAGCCGUUGCAGGAGGCGUGGUGAACUCUGCCUUGUAUAAUGUGGAUGCUGGGCACAGAGCUGUCAUCUUUGACCGGUUCCGGGGAGUGCAGGACAUUGUCGUAGGAGAAGGGACUCACUUCCUCAUCCCUUGGGUACAGAAACCAAUCAUAUUUGACUGCCGCUCUCGACCACGUAACGUGCCAGUAAUCACUGGUAGCAAAGAUUUACAGAAUGUCAACAUCACCCUGCGCAUCCUCUUCCGGCCAGUUGCUAGUCAGCUUCCUCGCAUCUUCACCAGCAUUGGAGAGGACUACGAUGAGCGCGUGCUGCCGUCCAUCACUACAGAGAUCCUCAAGUCCGUGGUGGCUCGCUUUGAUGCUGGAGAACUGAUCACCCAGAGAGAGCUGGUCUCCAGACAGGUGAGCGAUGACCUCACAGAGCGAGCAGCGACCUUUGGGCUCAUCUUGGAUGACGUAUCCUUGACGCAUCUGACCUUUGGGAAGGAGUUCACAGAAGCGGUGGAAGCCAAACAGGUGGCUCAGCAGGAAGCAGAGAGGGCCAGAUUUGUGGUGGAAAAGGCUGAGCAGCAGAAGAAGGCAGCCAUCAUCUCUGCGGAGGGCGACUCCAAGGCGGCGGAGUUGAUCGCCAACUCACUCGCCACUGCAGGCGACGGCCUGAUCGAGCUGCGCAAGCUGGAGGCCGCGGAAGACAUCGCGUACCAGCUGUCGCGCUCGAGGAACAUCACCUACCUGCCCGCUGGGCAGUCGGUGCUCCUCCAGCUGCCCCAGUGAGGCCCACGCCUCCUGGGCCAUCUGGACCACAGCCCCGAAGUUGCUCAGCACCACCUUCCUUCUCCUGCCCCAGAAAUCACUGUGAAACUUCAUGAUUGGCUUAAAGUGAAGGAAAUAAAAGUAAAAUCACUUCA